AUGAAAUUUUCUUCAUCUUCAUCAUUAUCUUUAACUGUCAAUAAAUUAACAACGAAAACAACACCUACUUCUGUUACUACUACUGAUAGUUGUAGUCAUGUUUACAGUAUUAAUAGUAAAUUCUCAAAUUCAUCAAAUCCCAUGUUAACUAAGUUGAAUCCAGUUGGUCCUGAUUACUGUAACAAAAAUUCCAACUACAAACCAUGUACUACUACUUUUCGUCCAUUACGUCAUCUGAUUAAUAACUGGCCACCACCUCAACCAAUCAACCCAAUGUAA
Schistosoma guineensis is the source of this 279-nucleotide messenger RNA. NCBI's taxonomy places the organism in Eukaryota, Metazoa, Platyhelminthes, Trematoda, Strigeidida, Schistosomatidae. The record is from the annotation of a GenBank genome assembly.